Mycetomoellerius zeteki is the source of this 1030-nucleotide messenger RNA. RefSeq names its product integral membrane protein DGCR2/IDD. The record is from RefSeq and is a predicted model, not a curated record. Bases 375 to 788 code for a protein of 137 amino acids. Gene Ontology annotation, cellular component: membrane. The transcript has 5 exons. Lineage: Eukaryota; Metazoa; Arthropoda; Insecta; Hymenoptera; Formicidae.
CAAUGCCGCUACCAACCACGCUGCAUCGCGUAGAGAGGGUUGAGCCUCUUGGAGGUUUCGUUACAAACACGCAGUCGAUAAGAAUUUGACACAUCGCAUCGGUUUAAUCAAAAAAUAUAUAUAUUUGUGCAAUACACCCUUCUCUUCAUCAAAGAAGGGAAGAACACUGCACGUGCAUACGAAACAGCAACGUACUUUAGAGAAGCGAUGUAAAGCAGACGAUUGGUGGAACGAUGUAGUACGAAGGCAACAUGUUCCUGUUGCUGUCAGUGCGUGAAAGGAGGCAGUAGCCGAAGGUAUUCUGUGCGACCACUCCGAUAGACCACCUUUCGACAAGCACAUCCCACUUUUUCCAAGUAAACAUAUCGCGGAUCAUGAAGAGGCCCUCUAUCAGCAAGACAUUUACGUGGAUGUUCUGCCUGUCCAUCCUUUUAUUUCUGCCGAGAACAAACGCCCUGGAGGAGAAUUGUACGGAUUUUCAGGGUGGCAUUGUCAGACACGGCCUCCUCUACGUGCCAGGACCUGCGGUUUGCAGUCUCUGUGUCUGCUAUCAUUCCGAGCCUAUGUGGUGUAAAGCCAUUUAUUGUACGCCACCAUACAAAUGCAAAAAGAAAUUCCGCGUGGGUGAACGCUGCUGUGAAUUUGAGUGUCUCGACGAUCUCGACGAUAAUGACGAUUGGAAUGGCACGGACGUGUACGACGCUGCCGGAUCGUCCAAGAUUCAAGAGCAGAGUUCUGUCCUGUACCUAAUGAGCCUAAUAUUGAUCGCGUUAUCGAUGGUGCCUUAAUUAUGAUCAAAUGAGAUCCGCAUUGCAAUUAUCGUCGCCAUAAACCCUUGGAUAUAAUUCGCGAAGAAUUCGUAUCCGUUAGUGAUAUUGGCGAAGAUGAUAUAUGAUGAUGACAACAGAAUUACGUACAAAAAAGCGAAGUAGGUUUAUCUCAUACUGCGAGUACGCAGUAUUUUGACGAACAGCAUAUUCUUUACCUGAUGUAGCAAUUAAGACGUCCAUGUAGCGCGAGCUUAGUUAAC